This is a messenger RNA of Pocillopora meandrina, 761 nucleotides long. The record is from the annotation of a GenBank genome assembly. Lineage: Eukaryota; Metazoa; Cnidaria; Anthozoa; Scleractinia; Pocilloporidae.
GAACCUGAAAAUAUAACCCUCGAGAUUAAGGAAGGAGAACCACUGAACAUCACUUGCCGUGCCAGAAUGAGGACGGAAAGUACAUCUGUCAUGUGGCUGAAAGACAACCGACUCAUCGAGAAAGGACGAAACAGAUUCCUCUUCAUUCAAAGUAUAAAUAAAUCACAAGCUGGAAGCUAUAUGUGUGUUUCAAUGUCCCAAUUCGGAGAUCACAGCCCGUCUUUUACUGCUGUUGAUGUUCUAUGUAAGUAUUUUGAAGUGUGCCUAACUCAUCGGUUGCUAGUUUAAAGUGAAGCCUCUAUUUUCUAACAAGAGAAUCCCGCUAUCCAUCCAUAGAUUUUCCCAUAAAAUUAAUGCACUUUUGAAACAUACCAGGUACUAUUUGAUGCAAAAAUUUCACACUAGGCCAUAGAAGAACCGAUUAAGCCCGAGGAGUGUUUACCCUUGUGUAAAUUUUUGUCCAAACAGUUUUCCUUCUUUCAGAUGCACCGAAAAUAAUCAACCCUAAUAAAAAAGUGGCUUUGGAGUUAACAAGAGGAAAUUCAACCAGGCUUAAAUGUACAGCCGAUGCAAAUCCUUCCCCGACUUUCACUUGGUACACGCACGAUGGAGAGAUUACGCAAGGCUUUUCACAUACCUCAAACUCAAGUUCCUUGAUAGUCACUCCCAUAAAUGAUAGGGACUUUACAAGUUACAUAUGUUUAGCAAGCAAUAAGAUAGCGGUUGACUCGGUGAUGUUCACGUUGCACGAAAAGGGUAAG